This is a messenger RNA of Scomber scombrus (Atlantic mackerel), 976 nucleotides long. RefSeq names its product NADH:ubiquinone oxidoreductase core subunit S3 (gene ndufs3). Bases 51 to 836 code for a protein of 261 amino acids. The transcript is spliced from 7 exons. Lineage: Eukaryota; Metazoa; Chordata; Actinopteri; Scombriformes; Scombridae. The record is from RefSeq and is a predicted model, not a curated record. Gene Ontology annotation, molecular function: NADH dehydrogenase (ubiquinone) activity.
CAGCAGCUGCCUCUCUUCCCGAAGAGAAACACCCGAAGAAGAGAGCAAUCAUGGCGGCGUCGUUGGUGCGAUUUGUCCGUGGAGGUCUCGGAAAGAGCUUCAACAUUGCAAGGACUUCAUGUCUCCUCCAGCAGCAGAGCCGCCUGCAGAGCUCGACCACAGAAACCAGCCCCACCGUGAGACCCAAGGAUGCCGUCACUCACAACCAGCUGACGGCGUUCGGGGAGUACGUGGCUGAGAUGAUGCCCAAAUACGUCCAGCAGGUCGAGGUUACCUGUUUCAAUGAGCUGGAGGUGAUGAUCGCUCCUGAUGGCGUCAUCCCCGUGCUGACGUUCCUGAGGGAUCACACCAACGCCCAGCACAGGAACAUGAUCGACCUGACCGCUGUCGACUUCCCAACACGACAGAACCGCUUCGAGAUCGUGUACAACCUGAUGUCGCUGCGCUACAACUCUCGUAUCCGCGUGAAGACGUACACAGACGAGUUGACACCGGUGGACUCCGCCGAUUCCGUCCAUAAGGCCGCCAACUGGUACGAGAGGGAGGUUUGGGACAUGUAUGGCGUGUUCUUCGCCAACCACCCGGACCUGAGACGCAUCCUGACAGACUACGGCUUCGAGGGUCACCCCUUCAGGAAGGACUUCCCUCUGUCGGGAUUCGUCGAGGUGCGUUAUGAUGAUGAGGUGAAGCGCGUGGUGGCGGAGCCGGUGGAGCUGUCGCAGGAGUUCAGGAAGUUCGACCUCAACACGCCCUGGGAAGUGUUCCCCGCCUACCGAGAGCCCAAAGAGGCCGCUCCCAAGCUGGAGGCCGGAGACAAGGCCCCUGAGAAGAAGUGACGUCCCUCUGUUUAGUCUACAAACACACAACAUCAUCAUCUCUCUGUUUGUUUGUGUUAUUCUGGGACUCUCAACACCCUCGAAACCCACCUGAAAUAUUUAUGUAAAUAACAAUACUAUUAAAAACCAUCUUAAAGUGA